Messenger RNA from Candidozyma haemuli, 2052 nucleotides. Its product is annotated as phosphoprotein phosphatase. NCBI's taxonomy places the organism in Eukaryota, Fungi, Ascomycota, Pichiomycetes, Serinales, Metschnikowiaceae. The transcript has a single exon. Gene Ontology annotation, molecular function: phosphoprotein phosphatase activity. Bases 1 to 2052 code for a protein of 683 amino acids. Gene Ontology annotation, cellular component: cytoplasm. The record is from RefSeq and is a predicted model, not a curated record.
AUGUCGGUUAUUGUCCUUUUGCUAUUGGUGGCCCAGGAGAAUAAGCUCAUCUCUAUACCUGCCUUGACGGUGCCUCAGCUCUUCAGGUUUGGCGAAGAAAGCGUGGCUCGCAUGCAAUCAUACGUGAUCGACGUGUCUGUGGAGAACUGUCUUCGAGUGAACUUGAAGAACAGGGAUUGUGUGGUGAAGGACGAGUCCAAAGGGUACCAGGGCGACUUGCGGGGUCAUGGAGGCUGGUCUGUGGUGGAUAAGGACCUUUCGCUUGGGAAGUCUUUACUUUACAAGCAGCAUUUGGGGUUGAAGUUGGCGGUUUUCAAUAAUGGCGAACAGCCCAAGUACGACGUUGUGGUGGACGUUGCAGUGAGUGAUCCAGUUGAGGAUGGGAAGAUCAAGCAUAACGAAAAGGCGCUUAUACCUGAAAAAGUGCUUAAGGAUAUUCACAAAUCGAGGGUUUUCGAUGAAGAGAACCAGAAACAGUUGGAGGAGGCCAAUAAGGAUGAGGUUUUGGACGGCAAGGUCGAUGCUGAUGAAAUUACCAAGUUGAAGCAGGAACAGGAGAGCCAGGCUGAAGACCUUCGGGCGUCUACUGAGAAGGAAAAGCAAGAAAAGGAGCAAGGGAAGGAGCAGGAGAAGGAGAAGGAAGCUAAGGUUGAAGGCCCUGAAGAAAAACCUCAAGAUCCAGAGGCUGACAAGGCCAAAUCAGAGAAAGAUAGUACGAAACCUAAACGGGAUCUUGAAACCAGGGAGAAGAAAUCUUCUUACCAUGAAUUGGAUGGGUUUUACCUGAUCCCGAAUGCUAAACAACUCGAGGAGGCCAAAUGGAGGAAAUCUUCUAAUGGUAUUUGGCUUAAAUAUGGUCCUCAGGGUAAAAAAGCUGUUACAUGGAUCAACGUUGUUUUUGGUCCUGAUGCCGUUGUCCCAUUUGAAGACGCUGUCCUUAUUAAGCAGCCUCUUUUGGAUACUGGUGCAGCUCCAGGCCUUGAGCCUAGAAUUGCUAUCCGCAGAGAAGGUAUGAUCAAGAAGACACCACUUCCCGAGUUGCGUUUCAAAAAGAACGGUAAGUUCAAGAUCCUUCAAGUGGCCGACCUUCAUUUCUCAACAGGUGUGGGUAAAUGUCGUGAUCCAUUCCCAGAAGAGUCUGCCGAGGACUGUGAAGCUGACCCACGUACUAUCAGAUUCAUCAACAGAGUGCUUGAUCUUGAAAAACCUGAUUUUGUCGCUCUUACAGGUGACCAGAUUUUUGGAGACGAUGCGCCAGAUCCAAUGACGGCCCUUUUCAAAGCUGUGGCUCCUUUCGAGAAACGUAAAAUCCCAUAUGGACUUGUAUUGGGUAACCAUGACGACCAACUGACUUACGACAGAGAGUCGUUGAUGUAUGCAGCCGCAGCUUUCCCUUAUUCGAUGGCCACCCCUGGCCCAAAGGAAGUAGAAGGUUACGGUAACUAUGGUAUUUCUGUGACGUCACACAAGAUGCUGAAGAAGGUAGCUGCCGCUUUAUACUUUCUCGAUUCUCAUGCAUACUCCAAGAAGCCCAAGACUAAUCCAGGAUACGACUGGUUUAAGGAUUCCCAGAUGUGGUGGCUUGAACAAGAAGCCGGUGGCAUGGCUGAGCAAAUGGUUAAAGAAAACCGGCUUUCUAUGGCGUUUUUCCAUAUCCCCAUCCCCGAAUUCAAGAACAUUGAUUCCUCAGACACCGUUGGUAAAAAGCUUGAAGGCAUUGCAGCGCCCAGGUACAACAGCGGCAUGAGGACACAUUUUGCCAAUGCCAACGUGCAAGUGGCAGCAGUUGGACACGACCACUGCAACGACUACUGUUUAUUAGAUAUAGAGAACCGUGGCGAAGAGGACUACGAGUCAAAGAUGUGGCUCUGCUACGGAGGAGGUGUUGGAGAAGGUGGAUAUGGCGGUUACGGUGGGUACAUCAGACGGUUGAGAGUGUACGAGUUGGACGAAGACAAGGGCAGUAUCAGGCUGUGGAAGAGAGCGGAGAACGACCCCAACAAGGUCUUUGACAAGCAUCGGAUGGUGAAUAACGGGGUUGUUCUGAACUAA